Messenger RNA from Trichoplusia ni (cabbage looper), 2718 nucleotides. RefSeq lists its product as uncharacterized. The transcript has 7 exons. The record is from RefSeq and is a predicted model, not a curated record. Bases 191 to 2338 code for a protein of 715 amino acids. Gene Ontology annotation, biological process: receptor guanylyl cyclase signaling pathway; protein phosphorylation; cGMP biosynthetic process. Gene Ontology annotation, molecular function: ATP binding; guanylate cyclase activity; protein kinase activity. NCBI's taxonomy places the organism in Eukaryota, Metazoa, Arthropoda, Insecta, Lepidoptera, Noctuidae.
CCGCGCCGCGCCCGCGCCGCCGCCGCUGCUGCUCGUGCUGCGGGCCGCCUGCGACAACUCGCUGCACACGGUGUUCGACGAGGCGCGACUGCUCACCUAUGCCCCGGUGCGAGCUCUCUAUAACCGCCGAUCGGUGCGACUUCUGACCUACGAAGAGACGUGCGGAGCCGACUGGAGGGUGUCGGUGACGAUGGGCGCCCUCGGCGUGCUGAGCGAGGGCGGGUCGGUGGUGAGCGUGGGCAGGCCGGGCGCGGCGGUGUGCGGCGCGCUGGUGGCGGCGGCGCGCGCGCUGCGCAGGCGGCGGCCGGCGGCGUGCGCGGCGGGCGAGGCUCGCGCGGCGGCUGUGGCCCGCCUGGCCGCGCGCCUGGGCUGGCGCCGCGCCCUACUGCCUCCCUCGCCGCCGCGCUCCGAGUGCGCCGCCGCGCUGCAGCUGCUCGCCCUCGCGCUCUCCGCCGCCCACUUGGAAGUGCGCCACGAGCCGAUUUCAUCUGAAGAAUUGACUAGCAAACCUGACGUUGUGAUCCUGUGUGCCUCUCGGCGUUCUGACGCGGCGGGAGCAGCGGUCGCGGCCGACGACGCCGGGAGUGCGGGGCCGCUGGCGUUGCUUCUGCAUGUGGAAGAGUGCGAUCCCGUGCCUCUUUCUACGUUUAACAAUGAAACACAUAACGCUUUGCGAUUAAGCAAUAUCAGUUUAGUUGUAGGUGAAUCCUAUGUGAGAUAUAAAAAAAAUUCGUCCUCUGAAAAUUUUGCUGCAGACAAACGUUUAUCUGCGAAUACUCAAUGGAAUAACGAUGACGCCGUUCUUAUUAAAAAUAAUGUCGAAAAUAUGGAAUCCGUUAAACAAGAACCUAAACAUGAUCUAAAUAGAGGACUGCAAACAAAAUCAUCAAACCAGCGCAGCGCCAGUAUAGCCGACGGCGACGACGACGCUACGAGCCAGUCAGCUCGCCGCCGGGAAGUUCUGCGCUCCGGCGCACGGACUGAUCGCAUUGACUCAUUGUUACCACAAACAGAAACCACAUUUUUUCAACGGUUACUACUUCUCACAGAUGAGCUCCUUGGAAAACCGCAGGACACGGACGAUCUGGGAAUAUAUGACAAAAUACUGAAAACCGUUGAAACAGAAUUUGAGGUGGAAAACUCAACAUUAGACAUCAAUAAAAUAGAUUUCCACCUGUAUGAAAGAUCUAACGGUUCAUCCGGCUUGUGGAAGCCCGCAGCCGUGCUCAGCACCACAUCCACCAGGUCACUGGAGUUAUCCGACGAGUGGGUGACGACCGUGGAGCUGGUGAACGUGACGGUCCCGCUGGACAGGUGGAGCGCGGCGGGCUCGGCGCGCGCGGCGCCCGGCGCCCCGCCCAGCAGCGCCGCCGCGCUGUCCGCCGUGGCGGCGUGCGGCGCGCUGGCGCUGGCCACCAGCACGGCGCUCCUGCUGCGCUGGGUGGCUACGAGGCGCCGCCGACGCCGACGACGUCGCGACGCCGUGCUUGCUCCAGCUGAUUUCACUUUCCCGGUGGAUGAGCGACGGCGCGUCGGAGAGGGCAUGGAGACAAUGCUAUCUUGCUGGCUGCAGCAACUGCACGAGUUCGGCGGGCCCGAGCUGGAGCGACCCGACCUACUGAAGCAGCCUCCCUGCGUGGCUCCCCGCGCGCCCUCCGCGCCCUCUUCCACGUGUAGCGUCAACCGAGUAACGGUUGACCGGCGCAUCCGUUACAAGGGCGACGUCGUGCAUAUGAAAUAUCUGCCGGCAACAGCAGGUCUCGAGCUCAAGCGCAAAGCAACCGAUGUUUUGCUUGUUAUGCAAAAUUUGCGACAUGAAAAUUUAAAUCCCUUUAUUGGGUGUCUGUGCGACCUGCGGCCGGCCUUGGUGUUUGAUAACUGCUGGCGAGGCUCGCUAGAGGACGUGUUGAUGGCGGACGACAUCAAGCUGGACUGGACGUUCCGCUUGUCGCUGCUGACAGACCUGGUGAAGGGCAUGCGCUACCUGCACGCGUCGCCGCUGCGCGUGCACGGGCGCCUGUCGUCCCGCAACUGCGUGGUGGACUCGCGCUGGGUGCUGCGCGUCACGGACUACGGACUGCCGGCGCUCUUUCAUGCACAGGGGCUGCCCCAUCCACACCGCGCCGCUAGAGGUUUUCCAAGGCAGAGCAGCACAAGGAGGAUAAAAGGACACCGAAAAAUUUCAGGCCGGAUCCGCCUGAAAACCAGACCGCAGGAUAAAGAGGACGCUGCCAAGGCCCCCGCAAAAAUCCCCGGCCCGCUACGACAACAGAGUCGAGAGUUAUGGGCGUUUGAAAAUAGCCAAUAUGGCCGCCCAGCUGUCAAACGCUGUCUUUAGACAGCUAUAUCUCGUCAACCGUUGGCCGCAGAGAGACGCGGUUUCCACAGGUGAUCCUAGCUUGACCUCCCUAGCCCGACUCUAUAGUUUUCAGGCCUGAAAAAUCUCGACCCCUGAAAUUUCCUGAAACUAUGCCGAUCUUAUAACUAAUAAUAAUACACUUAUAGUGCAAAAAAUCCGGAGUUUCUAAGUCCAAGGACUACCGUUUUAUAGUUCAUCAAAGUUUCCAGACUAAAAAUCUGAAAAAGUCUAAAUUUCUAUUUUCGCCGUUUUAAGCGCUAUCUGGCCGGUCUUUGGGCUUAGUCCGGAUGAAAACCCUAUGUUAGACACUAAGGAGGUGAAAAAAAAAUUUUAUUUUAAUUAAUUUUCAAUUAAUUAUA